CCGAGUUUUCCUGGGGGGAGCUGUUGAAUCCGAGCUUCGAGCUUCUUUCGUGGGCACAUGCGCAUGAGCUUUUCGAGCUGACCGCUCGAAGUUUAUUCUCGGGGUUAUCUUUUCUCGAGAGAGUGAAGAUUUUCCCCUGCUUUUCUUGGGUUGCGCUUUCCGGGAAAAAAGAAAAGAGUUGGGUCGAUAGUGUGAGCGAGAGAUCGAGACUCUGUUUCGGCGAAAGUUCAUUAGCUUUUGUGGUGGUGGUGGUGGCAGCGGCGAACCUGUUUCUCCUCUCUUGCUGACUCGGUUUCGUUGGUGCCUGCGACUUCUCAGGUUUUGCGCGAAGGUGGGAGGAGCAAAAGUCGCGAGCUUUCCGAUUGGUGGGAGCUUUUUUUCCCCGGGGAAAGUUUUGGAUUUUCACGCUUGGAAAGCUUUCGCCUUUCGCUUUUGCUGCACCGUCAUUAUGGGGGUGAGAGUGCCGACGGCCUGCUUGCAGUGGUCGCAGCCCAUCGUUCCCCAGCCGCCGUCCUCGUCCCAGACUCUGGCCUCCGCGAUCUCUUCUCCUUCCUCGCGGCGGCGGCGGGCCCGGAGCGACGCCGGGCCUCUCCUGUGCCGGUACGUGCAGAGCCUGGAACGCUCUGCUCUGUCCGGCGCUCCUCCGUCGUCGACGGCGGCGAAGCUCCACAGGUUCCGAUCCUCCGACUACUCGAAGCCCGGAGCUCGUACUGUGAAGCGCGCUUGCAGUGCGAGCCUCGACGACGCUUUCUCCGACGAGGAGUUCUCGAAGAGGAUUCAGGAGCUGGCGCUCAGGUUUCAGCUCUCCGACGACGUUGAUGGUGGCAUGGAUAGUAUCUCUGCAGAUGCAGAGGCGGAGGCGGAGGCGGAGGCAGAGUCGGUCUCUGGCUGUGGGGAGGACGAGGUUUCUUCGAGAAUGAACAGUAGCGUCAACUUUGACUCUGAACAUAUACAACUUCCAUUGUCGAAUAUAGAGCAUAAAGAACAUCCAUGGCAAGACGAGAGAAUUAAGCUAGACUCUUCAGAUUAUGAAGGCGGUGAGGCGAUCAUCCCUGCGAAUAUCGAGCGGAGGGCGAAUAGCGUCGAUCUCCCGCUCUCGCUGAGGAUGAUCAAGAGGAAGAUGCAGUGGAAGGAGGGCUUCAGAGAGGCCGAAGAAUCGGCGUAUUGCUCUGUGAAGAAGGCCUUCGCCUCGAUGGUUUUCAUCAUCCGAGAGCUCCACAGCUUCGCUCUGCAGAUGAGGGAGGUCCUGUUUUACGAGGAUUUGCAGGGGAUCCUGGCCCGCGUGCAGCGAGAGAUGCACGCCUCUUUCGUGUGGCUGUUUCAGCAGGUUUUCUCGCACACGCCGACGUUGAUGGUCUACGUGAUGAUCUUGCUAGCGAAUUUCACGGUGUACUCGAUGGGGAGCAAUGCGGCGAUCGCAGUUGCACCGCCGGUUGGGACUUACGCUGCCGCCACAGAGAUGGCUUCCGCGGUCGAAGUUCAAGACAAUUCGCAGCAGAAGUUCGAUUCGUCGACUGUUAAGACAUUUUCGAUUCCGUCGUCAAGUGGGAAGACGACUUCGGUAGGUGGAAACAAUGGCGGGGGCGGGAAGGUUCGCCCCAUCGCCAGCGGCAUGGAUGGCGAGGGACAGUUCCAUCGGUCCGACAAUUACCCUCCGAUACUCCCCGACGGAGCCUCUCAAUUAUCCUCAUUCGGGGCCACGACAGAAGCCGAGUCGGUCUCGGGGCAAUCGAUCCGGGAAGAGGAGAUGCUGCUGUGGAACUCGAUGGUCGAGGAGGCCUCGCAAAUGCAGGCUCCCUCGAGGGACGAGGCCCUCGACCACGAGGUGACGCAGAAGUUUGUCUCGCCGGUGACGGCGAAAGCCGAACCCGACGACUACCCGGAGUAUUUCAGGACGGAGCUGACCUACCAGACCAGCCUAUAUCAGGAUCCUACCAACGCCGUCCUCCUUGUCAAUUACGCUCAAUUCCUCUACCUCGUCGCCCGCGACUACGACAGAGCCGAGGAGUACUUCAAGAAGGCGGUGGCGGCGGAGGAGCCGGCGGACGCGGAGGCGUGCAGCAAGUACGCGGGCUUCCUGUGGAUGGCCAGGAACGACCUGUGGGCGGCGGAGGAGAUGUACCUGGAGGCGAUCUCGGCGGACCCGAGCAACUCGUUCUACGCCGCGAACUACGCCCACUUCCUGUGGAACACCGGGGGCGAGGAUACGUGCUUCCCUCUCUCCGCUCCGGAGGAGGGGGAGGAGGAUCGAGCCUGCAUCGACGGUAGUGACCCCCAUGAAGCAUGACCAUCAUCAAAGUUUUUGACAAAACAUCAAAAUAAAAAAUAAAAAAGAGC
Molecule: messenger RNA, 2337 nt
Organism: Syzygium oleosum
Lineage: Eukaryota; Viridiplantae; Streptophyta; Magnoliopsida; Myrtales; Myrtaceae
Exons: 2
Coding region: 449-2287 (612 amino acids)
Molecular function (GO): protein binding
Source: RefSeq, a predicted model, not a curated record